CUCAAAUAAUUAGGUUUUGCAAAAGUAGCCGCCACCUCCCCAUGGCGGUUGUUCCCAGACCGGCUCAGGUCCAGGCAUCCAGGCUCAGCGUCUAGGGACCAGCCCCAGCCCUAGCCCCUAGCCCUGGCGGCCGGCGUGGCGGCACACAGUGCCCGGCGCCUUCGUCCACUUCCCGGCCCGGCGUGACGUUGGCCCGGGCGCCUCGCCCAUUCGAUUUCGUCUUCCGGUGCAGCACAGGCGAGAAGCGCACUCAGCUCGACGACCCGACCCGUCGAUCGCCGCUCCCUUCCAUCAAGGCAAGUAGUCAGGAAGGAAGAAAAUCCAUUGGUGGCGCAGUCCUAGGAUCAGCACAAAGAUGCCUCCUGGUCGUGAGAAGGUUGGAGUCAAAAGGCCACAUGGACCUCAGCUAUCAGAACCACCAUUGCAUCCAUACGAACAACUGCGUCUAAGACAAUGUAUGAGGAAUAAUUCAAGGCUACAACAAUUAGGAAUCCCUGCUUUAUCAAGCAUGCUUGCAAGCACAAAUUCUAUUUCUCAGAGGAAUAGGCCAAGUCAUAGAAAUAGUGAGGACUCUGAGUCUGAUUAUGAUAUUUCACAAGAUGAGACUGGUGAUGACAAUGUUAAGGGCUCAAAGGAAUGUAACAUAAGAACUACUGAUAAUUCGCUUGGUGCAAUCAAGCUCUGCUCUAAGAGAGUUUUUGCGCAGCAAGAAACUACUAGAAUUACAAGGUCAAAGAAAAAUAUUGCUCAACCUGAUGCAACUCUUACACCAAGGCACAACAUUGAUUACCACACACAGGGUAUAGUUGAAGCUAAUGGCCAUGCCCAUUUGGAUGAGAACACUAACAUGACCAAUGAAGGUCAUGUUGCUCCUUUUGAUGGGAAGAACCCUACAGGCAAUGAAGAUAAUGUGGAUGUCCUAGCUGAUAACAACAGGACGAUUGGAGGUCAAGUUGAUGACACUAAUCAGAUGUCGAACAGAGAUUUAGAAUUAGGUCAGAAUGAUCGGUGGGAAAGGGGAAUCAAUAUGGGACAUGGUCUUCAUAGAAUUAACCGAGGUUUGCGUGGAAAGUUGCAAGUUGUUAUUCCUGAAGGGAAGAUAAGGCCUAUGGCACCACUUGUUGCUGCUAAGUUUGCAACUGAAUGCAACAUUUCUGUGAGGAACCAUGUGCCAGUGUUCAAACAUUGGAAGGAUUACAAGAACCAUUCAGGCCUAUUCAAUCUAUUUACAGGAAAACUUAGUGCAAAGUUUGACAUUAACACAAGUGAUGCACCAGUUCAAAAGGCUUGUUCCCAGAUGAUGAAGAGUGCGGUUCGACAACAACGAUACCGGCUCAAGAAAAAGUACUUUGAUCCUUUUCCGCUACAUCUAGUGGCAAAAAAAUCUCCAAUCAGAUCUAUGACUGAUGAAGAGUGGAAUGAACUUGUGGAGUAUUGGAAGAGUCCAAAAAAGUGGUAUACAUCUCAAAAAAACAAAGAGAAUCGAUCCAAAGUUAAAUUCCAUCAAACAACUGGCUCUCGUAGCUACAUGGUUCAUGUAGAAAAUUUGGGAGAUAAAUACAUUGAUCAAGAACCUGAUGCACUGGAUUUAUUUAAGGAGUGUCACUACAGCAAGAUAAAGAAAUGCUAUUCAUCUUCUGUUCAACAAGUUAUAACUGAAAUAGAAAACAAGUGGUCUACACCAACAGAAGGUGAACAAGAAAUGUCGGUGACUGAAGUUGUUGCUGAUGUACUUGCUCAAAAUACAAAGAAAAAUUUGUUCCUUCAAAAUGUGGGGAUACAAAGUGCUUAUCCAAGGUCUAGUGUAAGAAAUAUCGAAGCACAACUUGAAGUAGAGAAGAGAGCAAAUAGUGCUCUUCGAUCUGUUGUCAACACCCAACGGGAGGAACUAGAAGUAUUGUCAAAGCAAAUGCAUGAAGCAGAAGAGUCACGGAUCAAGGAGCAAGAGGAAAUGAAGAAGAGGCAAGUUGAGAUGGAAGCAGAGAUGAAGAAGAGGCAAGCUUCCAUGGAUGCCAAGCUCCAACUUUUGUUUAGUAAAAUUCAACCACGUUAGUUGCAUGUGUGGUAUGUGAAGUCAGGUUCAAUAUAGGUUUUGGUGUUGUAGUCUUAUGUUAUUACUGUGAUGGAGUGACUUUGGAUGGCAACUUGAUUUGUGUUGGAAUGAUAUUGGUUGGCAAUUUUAUCCUUGUGAUGUUAUUAUA
Messenger RNA from Zea mays, 2201 nucleotides. RefSeq lists its product as uncharacterized. Lineage: Eukaryota; Viridiplantae; Streptophyta; Magnoliopsida; Poales; Poaceae. Bases 356 to 2053 code for a protein of 565 amino acids. The record is from RefSeq and is a predicted model, not a curated record. The transcript is spliced from 11 exons.